AUGUGUAAUGAUAAACUAUUUGGGGGCUUGUCCGUAUUUGCAUGUGGUGACGCUUGGCAAUUCCAUUCUUUGGGAAUUAGUUUGAUCGACAACCCCACAGAUCCAUUUAGUAGUGAAGGUUGUAGAAUCUUCAAAUCCUUUGAUCAGUUUAGAUUAAAAGAUAAUAUUAGGCAACAAGAUGACUUAGAAUUCCAAACAAUAAUUGAGGAAAUCAGGUUAAAGAAGCUCACACUUGAAAGCUACAACAUUUUAGCAACUAGGCAUAUUAGUAAUUUAUCAACUGAGGAAAUUGAAAAAUUUGCGCAGCACUCGGUGCACAUAUUUCCUCUUCGAAAGCAGGCUGCAGAAUUUAAUUUGAAACAACUCGAGGCCCAACCAGAGCCAAUAAUUAGAAUCCCUGUCUCACAGCGACCCAAGUCGCCAAUGCUAGUAGAGGAACCAUUAUAUAUCGCAAAAAAUUGUAGAGUUAGGCUGACUGCAAAUUUAUUGGUUAAACACAACCUAGUAUCCGGAAGUAUUGGAACAGUGGUUGACGUUUUGUACAAGGCUAACCAUACUCCAAAUAUAGAUUUCCCAAUCUGUAUUUUUUGUCGGUUUGACAAUUACACUGGAGACGUCGUAGAAGAGCAGUCCGUUCCAAUAUUUCCAAUCUCUGAAUCAGUCUACGUUGAAUACGCCAAUAGACGCGUUUCUGUACGCCGCUUUCCAUUGCAAAACUGUAGUGGGCUAACUUGCCACCUGUCUCAAGGUUCCACUUUAGAUCUGGCCACAAUAUUUUUAUCUGAAGAAGAACACUUUUUGCCUUAUUCACUCGUUGCAAUUACUAGAGUUAGAUCUCUGAAACAUUUAAUGUUUAUAGGACCAAUUAGUUACGACAGAUUUACGAAUCAAUCGUUUUAUAGAGGUUUUAAGGAAUUUCAAUCAAAGCUCAAAGCUUUGGAAGAAGAAUUUGAUGAUUUAGGAGAUAAAAUGAUUCAGGAAAUCGAUUUGAGUUUAGUUGAAAAUGUCGUGUAG
Messenger RNA from Folsomia candida, 1014 nucleotides. RefSeq names its product ATP-dependent DNA helicase pif1. The record is from RefSeq and is a predicted model, not a curated record. Lineage: Eukaryota; Metazoa; Arthropoda; Collembola; Entomobryomorpha; Isotomidae. Bases 1 to 1014 code for a protein of 337 amino acids. The transcript has 2 exons.